AUGAACUGCACACUGCGGGCCGACGCGGCCGCGCUCGACGCCUCGUCGCAGAUCUACUCCGAGGUCAUUGAGCCGCUCAAGGGCCUCGAGGGCAUCGUGCUCACCCUAACGCUGCAGACGUACACCAGAUCCCUCCUACGCCCAGCGUCACCAUCAAUUCAACCAAACCGACCAAUCUAA
Messenger RNA from Anthostomella pinea, 180 nucleotides. The record is from the annotation of a GenBank genome assembly. NCBI's taxonomy places the organism in Eukaryota, Fungi, Ascomycota, Sordariomycetes, Xylariales, Xylariaceae.